AUGUCGGAUCUCAUACGCGAAGCGUGCAGGGAUUCCGGAUUCUUUCUGGGCCGGAGUGGAGGCAUUUGCUCGGCCUCCGGUGGUGGGCUGCGCGGUAAAAGCACUCUGCGCUCACGGCCAGAGCAGGCACCGCUGGUGCCUACGCUGCGGGAGGCGCAGGACCUUUUAGUGGAGUCCUCGGAGUAUGGUGCGCAAGCGGACGCAUAA
Molecule: messenger RNA, 207 nt
Organism: Sphaeroforma arctica JP610
Lineage: Eukaryota; Ichthyosporea; Ichthyophonida
Exons: 1
Coding region: 1-207 (68 amino acids)
Source: RefSeq, a predicted model, not a curated record